Molecule: messenger RNA, 2398 nt
Organism: Armigeres subalbatus
Lineage: Eukaryota; Metazoa; Arthropoda; Insecta; Diptera; Culicidae
Product: suppressor APC domain-containing protein 2
Exons: 3
Coding region: 559-2157 (532 amino acids)
Source: RefSeq, a predicted model, not a curated record
GACCAUCGAUUGGUUUAGUUUAUGCAGUCCUCGUCAUCGGUCGGUUUCUCCGCGCGCGCGUGUGUGGAAGAACGCGAUCUCUAGUGAUCGUUGUGGGGCGAUGAGUGCGCUCGUGCAUGGUUAAAUCCUUAAAACACAAAUAAGCAUUGGAACAUCCCCAGUUGGACUGCGACUGGAUGUUAAGUGCGAAAAGUGAACAAACAAAUAGCACCAAAAGGGAGACACGAAAAAAUGUGAUCUCGAAUUUUAGGCUCCGAUCGUCAGUGGCACUGGGAAGGCUGACUGGCUACCCUCCCCUUCUCCUUGAUGCUGCAUAUGUUCACAGCCAUAAUCGCCAUCGCCACUCGUGAUUAUACGUAUAAAUCAUUGAAUGUAGGUUUCCCUUCUUCGCCAACCAUUUCGGAGCUUAUCUCGUAGUGUCGGCCACUCCCAAACAUACAUAGGUAUAGCGCAAUGUUUUGCGAUUGCUCAUAAACCGAAUGACAAACCAUAAACUAGUGUAAAAGUGCGCCAAACAGUGUCGGUAAUGGUCUCAAACGAGAAAAAAAGUGAAACGUAAUGGCAACGACAAACCGUAAUCGUAAAAAUAUUCUCACGCUAAACGGUGUCACCGGCUUCAAUGGGGUGCAUUUGAGUCACCAUCAUCAGCAUAAUGGAUACCAUACCGUCCAUCAUCAGCCCCAGUUGGCGCAACCGCAACAUCCGCUGCAGCAACCGGACACAGGAAACGGUGCCGCCGUCGAAGGACUCCCGAAGCCAUUCGUGUCUGCAAUGCGCACGUUGUUCGAUAUUAUGGACGACGACAAAACUGGUUUAGUAAAGUUGGCCGAUAUCGAAAACCGUUGGCAGGACGAUGGCUCCAAGGGUCUGCCCCGGGGUGUAAUUGAUAGCUUGCGCAAGGUCACGCCCCCUAAUGGGUUGCUUUCAUUCGAACGUUUCUGCAGUGGGCUCAAAAUUUGUCUGGUACGCAAUCAAGCCGAACCUAGCAGAACGAGUCGAUUCUCCAAAGAGUCAGAAAAAUUACCCCUCUCGCCGACCAAACUAUCCGUCCGACCACCCUCCGCUCCUUUACUCGACCUGGACAGCAUAGCUAAGCCUUCGUGGACCAGCAACAGCACUAACACCGCCACAGUGCGACCCAACAAUGCCAUGCCGGCGCAGAAAACGCUCAGCAUGCCGCAGCUCAAUCCAGACAGUGACCUAGAUCUUGAAUCACCGCCAAUUAUCCUUCCGGGCAGCUACGGUCCACCAAAGCCUCCUCGCGUUUCCUUAAACCUCGAACGUGCUGCCACCCAACCCAGCUCCAACAUCGACAAAGCGGAAAUUCGCAACGCUCUCCAGAACUGGCAAAUGUCGCUGCUCAUGAAUGAAACGGACAAACUGGACAAGGCGCAUCUUCGGCUGACUCGCGGCUCGGCCGAUGGGCAGAUUGACCUCACCAACACGACGAGUUCAUCACCCUUGCUGGGUGUGCAACAUGCGACAACCGGUCUAUACCAGAAGAAGGGCGGCGGUGGCAACAGACGACGGGAGCCCCGAAGGCACACGCUGCAGAAUGGCGUCGAUUACAAUAUGCUGAAGCGGCUGAAGCAGAUCGAACAGGAGAAGGACAUCUUGCUGCAAGGGUUGACGGCGGUGGAGAAAGCUCGCGAUUGGUAUCUGAAACAGCUGUCGAUCGUGCAGGAUAAGAUCAAGUAUCUGGGCCGGUCCGGAGCACAUAUGGAAACCUGGACGGACACCCACCAAGAACGACUGGAUCUCCAACGAGCCCGAGUUUUGGAAGUCAAUCGGCAUCUAAUGACCCUGGCCGAAAGUUGGGAGCGUGGCGGCUUCCCGAUGCACAUGAACCUUGCCCUUCGUCCACCUGGUGCCAUGUCCUACCACCAUCCUGCACAGCAACAGCAGCGAGCACAAACUCAAAGCCAACCGACUGCCGUCGGUUCUCCUGGAAGUGGUGCCCCCGGAAAUCAGCAGACCGAAAUGGUCAACCGACUGAAGCAACAGAAUGUACAACUCUCCGAAGAAGUGACUCAAAAGAAUGAGAAAUUGUCGCUUCUGGAGCGAGAAAAAUCCUCGCUGAUACGAGAACUAUUGCAACUACAACGCGCCAACCGAGCCAGUAGCAUGACAUCUAACACCGAGGAGCUGGUGUUUUGAAUCCGAGGCGGAUGCUGAUGGACGGAAGACUGCCAUUUCAGAUUUCUUCGUGCUUUUCCGAGUUACAACAAUCGCGCUAGUCAAAAGUUAGCAGAUUCACUAAAAAAAUGACCGAUGUGUCUAGGAUGAGAAAUGGAUAGAUAUAUGAACAGCAUGAAUAAUUAAAUGUGAUUAUGUGUAGAAAUUAUUAAAGUUUUUAUUUCUUUAAAUUGUUCUGAGAGUAAAUAAAUUUUUGAUCGAG